AGCUGUUGGGGGGGUGGGGGAAGAUGAAAAGGGAAGAGGAUUUGGAGUGGGAACUGAGGCCAGGUGGGAUGCUGGUUCAGAAGAGAGAAGAUGGUGAUAAUAAUGGUGGGGUUGGCGGUGGCGGUGGUGGUGAUUCUGGGUCAGGGUCGGCCAUGAUCAACAUCAAGGUCUGUCAUGGUUCUAACCACCACCAACUCCAUGUCCCCAUUCAAUCCACUUUUGGGGAUCUGAAGAAGCGUCUUGUCCAAGAAACUGGUUUGGAGCCCAAGGACCAAAGACUCUUGUUCAGGGGAAAGGAGAUAGAUGAUCAGGAGUGUUUGCAGCAGGUGGGGGUGAAGGAUAGAUCAAAGUUGUUGCUCUUGGAGGAAAUGGCAAGCAAAGAGAGGAAGCUUGAAGAGGCGAGAAGAAGUGAUGAGAUAUCAAAGGCAUGUAAAGCUGUCGCUGAAGUCAAAGCAGAAGUUGAUAAGCUCUUGGAAAAGGUGGUUGCCUUAGAAGCAACUGUGAAUGGUGGGACUACUGUUGAGGACAAGGAGUUUGUUGUCUUAACAGAGUUGCUCAUGAGGCAGUUAUUGAAAUUGGAUGGCAUUGAGGCUGAAGGAGAAGCAAAAGUGCAGAGAAGGGCUGAGGUUCGACGUGUCCAGAGCCUUGUGGAGAUGCUAGACACCCUGAAAGCAAGAAACUCCAAUCCAUUUAGCACUAAGAGCAAUGCGGUGUCAGUGACAACCAAAUGGGAGACAUUUGAAUCUGGACUGGGAAGCCUGACCGCCCCACCCCCAAUGCCAUCUUCCACAGCAGUGAAUCAGGAUUGGGAAACAUUUGAUUAGUCUUAAGCCUCCCGCAUUGUGUGGUAUAUGGAACUUGGUAAGGUAUACAAGUCGUAUAAUAUAAUAUGGUACCUGGAAUGAAUUUAAUAUUGUUGUAUGCUUCAUUGGUAGUUCAUAUUUUGCUGUGGGGUACAGACCUCAAGACUGUAAAUGAAACUUCAUUUUACUAGACCGACAAUUGGUACUCAUACCAUGGAUUUAUUGAAUGUUGAACUGCUUAUUAAGCAUAUUA
Messenger RNA from Vitis riparia (riverbank grape), 1056 nucleotides. RefSeq names its product BAG family molecular chaperone regulator 4-like. NCBI's taxonomy places the organism in Eukaryota, Viridiplantae, Streptophyta, Magnoliopsida, Vitales, Vitaceae. The coding region runs from base 24 to 824 and encodes 266 amino acids. Gene Ontology annotation, cellular component: cytoplasm. Gene Ontology annotation, biological process: protein stabilization. Gene Ontology annotation, molecular function: protein-folding chaperone binding; adenyl-nucleotide exchange factor activity. The transcript has 4 exons. The record is from RefSeq and is a predicted model, not a curated record.